Molecule: messenger RNA, 1305 nt
Organism: Fusarium sp. VM40
Lineage: Eukaryota; Fungi; Ascomycota; Sordariomycetes; Hypocreales; Nectriaceae
Source: the annotation of a GenBank genome assembly
AUGUCUGAUGCCAAUUCCACCAGCGAGCACAUCGCGCGGUUCCACCGCAGAGAACAGCGAAGACGCAUCCGACGCGACAGAGCGUCAGCCACAAGCUCGUUGACAUCCAGCAUCGCAGGAUCGGAAUAUGGCGCGGCAUCUUCUGUCACAAGUCGCGAAACAGGCGAUCGUAACGGGCGAAGAAGUAAUGUCGUUCUCACGGGCACAUCGCACGAGAUGGAUACGACAGACGUGUCUGGGACUGCAAGAUCUUCGGACGCUCAGAGUGCGGAAGAUCCUAUAAAACCUCUCGGCAAAAGGAGCUUUGAAGAGGCAACCACACCUACGCCAGAACGUACCCAAGAACCAGCCCUGGGGGUCGUGGUGUCGCCGGCUGCCGAAGCUAUUAUCUUCUUGCGACGUGCCUUUUCUCCGGGAGUCAUCAUGUGGAUUAUCCCCUUAGUAGCAGUGUCAUUUCUCAUAAGCUGGGCACUCAACUUCCUGUGCAACGGUACACUCGCCUCUGCACUCGUCAAAGCCUUGAUCCCCACGUCGAUCCACAAGCCCUUGUGUGGCUUGCCCAGUCAGCCAGCGUAUUACUUUCCCCAAGGCAUUCUCAGGUCUGAUAAGCUGGACGACAAGCCUGGUUUCCUUGUAGGACCGUCGCAAUGGGUAGCUCUUGGUAACCAGGUGAGCUAUAUCUAUCACAGGCUCGGAGACUCGCACGGACAGGCUCUGAUCAUAGAUCAGAUCCAGUUAGGCGCAUAUAUCAACGCGACCAACGAUGCCGCAUCUCAGCACGAGAUAUUUGUGACUCACCAACAAGAGCUAUGGCAGAAGGUAGACCAGUACAUCACAAAAUUUCCAAAACAGACACCCAAGCCUGGCUUUUGGGAUGGGGUCCUAGGACGACCAAACUCAGCCCUCAAUCAAAAAGCCAGAAGCACAACCUCGGAGCUUCUGGAAAUCCUGGUCAUUGCAGACGAUACGCUUGAGCAGCUUCAAACCAACAUGUCAUAUCAGGACGUCAAAAGCAAGAUCCUUACACCAGAGAUCAAGAACUUCCGCGAGAGCCUAGAGACGUAUCUAGCUCUCAGCGGCGAUUCUGAUAAGGAUAAGAUUACAGCGGGCAUCAGAUUGUGGGAGAACAACCGCGACAGGAUCCUGGAGUCGACAAGGAAGCGGAUCGAUAGAUUUGACCAAGAGAGGCAGUGGUUGAAGAUGAAUAUGCAGUCUAUUGCGGGUCUCAAAUAUAGGCUAGAUGAGGGGAGGGGGAGUCAAGGGAAGGUCGAUUGGGAGGAUGAGAUGGAUAGAAUAUUGCCUUAG